Menidia menidia (Atlantic silverside) is the source of this 297-nucleotide messenger RNA. The record is from the annotation of a GenBank genome assembly. NCBI's taxonomy places the organism in Eukaryota, Metazoa, Chordata, Actinopteri, Atheriniformes, Atherinopsidae.
AUGGAUUUGGAUACGCAGAGGGGUCUGCAGCUCACCGUGCACUGCAGCAGCUCUAAUCCGGUUAAAUGGACGUACCUUUUUGAAUUCGGGGGAAAUAGUCACCCGCAGGCGGCGGACACAUCCAUAGCGGAGAGCAAACGGCGUCCUCCUCCGCGCGGGUCUCCUCCAGCUGAAGCUCUGAGGAUUCCUGCGCGAGCUCCGGCCAACAGCACCUCCAGCCCCGGUGACGUCACGGGCACCUGGAAGGGCUCCCCUGCGCCCCCUGCAGGCCGCGCGGAGAACCGCAGCCCCGGCUGA